AUGGUACACGAAGGUUUUCGAGAGAAAUCUUACUUAUAUCACAAAGACUAAUCCAUAAUUUCUUUAAAGACAAGCAAUUAUAAUGGAGACUACAUAACAUAUACUCCUGCAUAUUAUGAAGAUAAAUAGUUAUUAGCUGUCUAGGAUAGAGAUUCACUUAUUGUAUGGGACCUUAACAAAAAGUAGUCUCUUAUGUCCCAUACAAUAAGUGAAUCUCUUAUGAUUGUUGAGGGUAAUUCACUAGCCUCAUCUACUUAAUCUAACUUUUUGCCUUUUUCAGCUUCAGCUAAUUAGUCAAGCAUUUUGUCCUUUUCAGCAAAUGGAACUUUAUAUGGAUUAGGAAGGGAUCAAAAAUUAAGAUGUUGGAAUUUAUAGGGCAACUGUAAAGUAAUUUUAAAACCGCAAAUACCACUCAAAGCAUUUUAGACUAAUGAGGAAAAAUAAGUCAUUAAAGCUAUUGGUAAAGAUAAUUUAGUUUAUGAAUAUUUGUUUGAAGAAUUUACAGAAAUCUACUUUUUUGGAUCUAAAAUAUUAAAUUUACAAAAGUUAAUUAAUAAGAAUCAGAACUAUUUCAAAAAAAAAUUAGACGAUUAAGAAAGAAAAAAAAGUUUAAACUUGAUUGUUAAAAAAACAAAUUAAGUAAAAUAUAAAAUUAAUUAAUUUUCAACAAAAAUUACUUUGUUGUAUUUUCUAAUUGUGGAAAAUAAUUUAUUGUUGGAUUGGAUGAUGGGUCUAUUUAUAUUUAUGAUGCAGGUAAAAGGAUAGUAGAAAAAAUAUGGAAAACCAGUUUGCUGUAAAAGUUUUGCUAGAAGUCCUAUUUUAAUGGUUGAUUGUUGUAGUAUUAAGCAAUCAAAAUUAUUCACAUAAGAAAACGAGAAUCUAGAAAAACUGUUUUUGUAAAAAGGAGCAAUAAAAAAUUUUUGA
Molecule: messenger RNA, 924 nt
Organism: Paramecium sonneborni
Lineage: Eukaryota; Ciliophora; Oligohymenophorea; Peniculida; Parameciidae
Source: the annotation of a GenBank genome assembly